GAAUUAGUAGAUGUCAAAUUAGGAAGUGGUUUCCCAAACGAGGGAGCAGUAACUAGGAAGGAAACAAAUGAAAGAAAGGAACUCGCAAGGAAAUGGCGGAGACCUUCAGCAGCUUCGAAGCUCAUCACGGGAACAGCACCAAAGGCUAUCAGAUCUACAGCGCCAAAUGCGCUCAGUGUCAUGAUGCCCAAGUUAAUGCCGCCGCCGCCGGCCACAAGCAAGGACCCAACUUGAAUGGACUGUUCGGGAGACAAUCUGGGACGACUCCGAGCAACUACUCUUACUCGGCUUCAAACAAGGACAAGGCUGUCGUCUGGAGAGAGGAAACACUAUCUGACUACUUGCUCCACCCGAAGACGUAUAUUCGAGGGACGAAGAUGGAUUUCCCUGGACUAAAGAAGGCGCAGGAUCGGGCUGAUCUCAUUGCUUAUCUCCAUGAAUCAACUGCCUAAUUAAUUUGCACCAUCCAAACAUUUAAGGAUUAUUACUUGUUUUGUACGUGGAUGUUAUAUACUUUCUUUCUCUGGCAAAACAAUUUCAUCCUAAUUUUUCUUGUACCCUAUAACACACUCCUGUUUUAACUAAAAUGUCUAAAAUAUUCUCAAAUCAACUUCUACUAGUAAUAAACUAUGAAAUGCGAG
Molecule: messenger RNA, 641 nt
Organism: Cuscuta campestris
Lineage: Eukaryota; Viridiplantae; Streptophyta; Magnoliopsida; Solanales; Convolvulaceae
Source: the annotation of a GenBank genome assembly